This is a messenger RNA of Apiotrichum porosum, 846 nucleotides long. RefSeq lists its product as uncharacterized. Lineage: Eukaryota; Fungi; Basidiomycota; Tremellomycetes; Trichosporonales; Trichosporonaceae. Bases 1 to 846 code for a protein of 281 amino acids. The record is from RefSeq and is a predicted model, not a curated record. The transcript has a single exon.
AUGCGCAGCAAGGUCCUCAUCGUGGACUCUGGCAUCUCUGGCUUUGUUCUCUCCAUCACUCUCGCCGACAUCGGCGCCGAGGUCGCGAUUCAUGAGCGACUGCGGGCCCCCGAACGCCACAAUCACCGCCGCCCGUGGGUCAUGUUUGACCGUUCGGCCAUGGACAUACUUCGAUCCGUAGACCUCGCUGAACCGGUUGAGUUUGUCAGUGAGGAGAUCAAAUCUAGGCCAGAGAGCAAUGUCGAGAGUGGAGGGAUUGGUUUGGAGGUGAUUCCCAACCCGGCACGACCACGACGGGUAGUGGAAGACUCUCUUCUCCGCGCCUUUGCCUACGAAGCGUGCCGCCGGGGAGCGACAGUUGUACCCGUGCGCAGCCUCCCCGUCAUGAGCCGCCCAGAGAACCACAAUACUCGAACAUACUUCCCCACUCGCACCUGGGAUGGCGGGAGACCCGAUCUCGACAACGAGUUGAAGGAGGCCAAGACCAUCGGCGACGGUCGUGUCGAGGUGACCUGGGCGAACGGUACCACGUCAACGGCCGACGUUCUCAUCGCAGGCGAAUCGGUCAUGGCACGAGAACACACCUCGACGUUCUGGCGCAGACGCUCUGUCAAGCCUGUACCAUGGUACAACGAUAAGAACAUGCUCAUCUUUGGCGACAGCUCCAUGGGACAGUUGAUGCCUGUCAAGGAUGCCAUCCGACUGGGCCAUUGCAUGCGCGACUUCGUUUCAGUGUCUCGCGCCCUUGCCAAGUUUCGACGGGGAUAUCAACCAACGGAGCCACAUACAUUCGAUCCCAACGCGACCACCACAUCUUUCUGGACUGCCCACAGCCACUUAUCAUAA